Pectinophora gossypiella (pink bollworm) is the source of this 2703-nucleotide messenger RNA. Its product is annotated as elongation factor 1-alpha 2. Gene Ontology annotation, molecular function: GTPase activity; translation elongation factor activity; GTP binding. The coding region runs from base 148 to 1536 and encodes 462 amino acids. Lineage: Eukaryota; Metazoa; Arthropoda; Insecta; Lepidoptera; Gelechiidae. Gene Ontology annotation, biological process: translation; translational elongation. The transcript is spliced from 11 exons. The record is from RefSeq and is a predicted model, not a curated record.
GAACAAUUUGAUUUUAUUGAUUGCAUUUCCCGGGCGAAGCGUCUACAGCGCAUGCUCGAGAAAAUCGCUCGGAAAAUUCGUGUCUGCGGCUGCAAAGGUUUGCACUGUUGAGAUCGCGUUUUCUGUGAGUAUCGACAACAAGUUACGAUGGGUAAAGAAAAGACUCACAUCAACAUCGUGGUGAUCGGCCACGUGGACUCAGGCAAGUCCACCACCACCGGUCAUCUCAUCUACAAAUGUGGAGGCAUCGACAAACGUACCAUUGAGAAGUUUGAGAAGGAGGCCCAGGAAAUGGGCAAGGGCUCCUUCAAAUACGCAUGGGUACUUGACAAACUGAAAGCAGAACGCGAGCGCGGUAUUACAAUUGACAUCGCCCUGUGGAAGUUCGAAACCGCCAAGUACUAUGUUACCAUCAUCGACGCCCCCGGCCACAGGGACUUCAUCAAGAACAUGAUCACUGGUACUUCUCAGGCCGACUGCGCUGUAUUGAUCGUGGCAGCGGGCACUGGAGAGUUCGAAGCGGGUAUUUCGAAGAACGGGCAAACUCGCGAGCACGCCCUCCUCGCGUUCACUCUCGGCGUCAAGCAGCUGAUCGUAGGCGUCAACAAAAUGGAUUCCACCGAGCCGCCCUACCACGAGGCACGCUAUGAAGAAAUCAAGAAGGAAGUGUCCUCUUACAUCAAGAAAAUUGGUUACAACCCGGCGACGGUGGCGUUCGUACCGAUCUCGGGCUGGCACGGCGACAACAUGUUGGAGCCGUCCGACAAAAUGCCCUGGUUCAAGGGGUGGACCAUCGACCGCAAGGAGGGCAAGGUCGAGGGCAAGACCCUUAUUGAAGCUUUGGACGCGAUCCAGCCGCCGUCCCGGCCCACGGAGAAACCACUACGUCUGCCUCUACAGGACGUGUACAAGAUAGGUGGCAUCGGCACUGUGCCCGUGGGACGCGUCGAGACCGGCAUUCUCAAGCCCGGUAUGGUGGUGGUGUUCGCCCCCGUUGCCAUUACCACAGAGGUGAAGUCUGUGGAGAUGCACCACGAGGCUCUACAAGAGGCAAUGCCUGGCGAUAACGUCGGUUUCAACGUCAAGAACGUAUCGGUGAAGGAGCUGCGUCGUGGCUAUGUCGCUGGAGACUCCAAGAACGCUCCGCCUAAGGGAGCUGCCGACUUCACUGCUCAGGUGAUCGUACUAAACCACCCGGGCCAGAUCAGCAAUGGCUACACGCCCGUGUUGGAUUGCCACACCGCUCACAUCGCCUGCAAGUUCGCCGAGAUAAAGGAGAAGUGCGACCGUCGUACUGGCAAGACAACUGAGCUAGAACCGAAGUCUAUAAAAUCUGGCGACGCGGCCAUCGUGAUGCUGGUGCCGACCAAGGCGCUGUGCGUGGAGUCGUUCCAGGAGUUCCCACCGCUCGGCCGCUUCGCCGUGCGCGACAUGCGCCAGACCGUCGCCGUCGGUGUCAUCAAGAGCGUUACUUUCAAGGAGGUUACAACGGGCAAAAUCACCAAGGCUGCCGAGAAGGCCCAGAAGAAGAAAUAACUAUCGGGCACCUUGAAUAAAGAACAGCAGCCUGUAACCAUCGUCUGUGGCGCUGAAUCACCCACUCGUGCAUGUUUCCCCGAAUCUCAUUCAUUUCGGUCGUUGGCCUCGUCAUCCUCCAUCGUUAACACUUCAGUCCUGGCCCCGCCCCCGGCGUCAACGCGGCUAUCAGACGAUGGUUACGAUGCGUCAAGCAUUAGUAAACAGUACCCACUAUCACUGUCAAAUCCCCGUCGAGUGCGACCCUCCCUAGCGCCCCCUCAAGAUCGGAGCUUCUUCACUGGUGACAUCAUGCUCGCCCCUAACAAAUGCAUUUAUCAUAGCUCGAUAUUUUUAAAGUUAGUUCGUUUUAGUUACGCUUAUGUAUUAAGUUUAUGUCUUCGUGAUUAUGUUAGUCGUAAGUUACUUGCCAAGCUUGAGUUUCCGUAUUUGAAAGCUCGUUACCUCUUAUUUUUCCAUCGCAAGGAGUUCAGGAGGAAAAGCAAUGGAGACAUGAUUGAAUUUUUAAAUCAUUUCACUGCACUAUAUUUUGUUAUCUUUAAGUACAAACUUAUUUAAAUAUGUUUAACUUUUUCAUAAGCUCAUUGUACUCUUUAAUAGUUACUACUCAUUCUAAAUGGCAGUUAGGAUACUUAUCUAGAAUCAGUAUUUUUUCAACGUACUUAAUUUUUAUUUAACUUGACUACAUUUUUUUUCGAAACAUUUCUUUAUUCAAAAUAUUUUUGUUCACUUUAAUGAAUAUUAAACAUUCAAUAACGUUAUGAUUAUGGAGUUAGGAAUGUUAGCGGUUUAAAAGUUUGUAAGUAUUGAAGCUUGUAAGCAUCAGAGUGUAGAAAUUGAGGGUGUUUGGUUGUAAACCAACACUCUAUAGUUGAAUUAGGCAGUAUGAAAAAGCGUUUAAAACGUUGAUAGAAUUGAAGCUUUGUAAAGAGUAGGUAGUGAUUUUGUUCCUAGUUAAAAACAGAGUAACGUGUUAAGAUUUAAAUAUUCAAUAACCAAUCCAUGCCAUUUCCUUGAAAAAUGACUGUUUUAAAGUUCUUAUUACAUACGGAAUAACAAACUCAAGACAAGAACUCAUUUUAAGCUAAAUGUAACUUUGUAAUUUUUUCAAUAAUUUUGUAAAGACCUUUGAUCCUGAUAAACCAAUAAAGAAGCUACUGGUAUGUA